CUUCCUGCAUACCAAUUAAUCCAAUGGAGUGCUUGGUAGCAGCGUCAAUGUUUGGCAAUGAGUAAAACGUGAUAACCAGUAAAUGUGGCUUCUGUUCGUCAGACUUUGAAUUCGGUGAGAUCAACUACGAGCAUGCAUGGCGCGGGGAAACGCAGAUGUCUUGUUCAAAAAGAACAGCAAGUUGGAGAGUUUUCUCAAGCGCACCUUGCCAGAGGAGGCAUUCGAGCGAGUGCGGGGAUACGAGGCUUGUAUCAUUGUGACAGAGAAAGAAAAUAAGGGCUUCAAAUACUGUGUCUUGGACGAUGAGUACAUUUACCAGGCGGAAAAUCCGCCCAAAAAUCGCGAGGACCUGCAGGUCAUGGUUCCCCUCAAGGAGAUUAUCUCCGUUGAUCUGGUAAAUGAUUUUCCGGAUUUUUUGAGUGGUGAAGAACGGACUAAUACUCAACACAUUCAAGUGGUUCAUUGGACUUCAGAUCAAAUCAAGAAACGGUCAUUUAGAAAAUCUAAAAAGUCUCCGAGAACUGGUUCAUUAUCGGAUCUACACGGUGAUCGAUCCAAUGCAUCAACACCAUUGGAGAACAUUUCUCUACAAGAGGGAAGCAACUGGUCUGAGGACUAUGGUUAUAUAACCCAGAGCACGUCCAGUUUACAGAUAAACAGUAGUCGACCAGAGAGUCGAGGUUCUGUGAGCUCAACCCAGGGACUGAAGUCGAGUGGUCGUGAUAUUAAGACCAGUAGUCUGAAAAAGAAGAAGAGGAUUGGCGAUGGAAUGGAAGACAGUGUUCUGAAGGCGCUGAAGGAGGAGAUGGAGGAUGGUCAGCUGGAUGAUCUGGAGGACAUGGAUGGGGAUUAUUCCACCUCUUACACCUCCAUUCUUCAUACCAAGCGUGGGAGUAGAGUGAAGGAGGCACCAAGUGUUAGGACCGGCACGGACAGGCGUGGAUCCACGGACACCACCGUCAGUCAAACCGGGUCAGUACGGCCCCAGCCUAGGGCCCCUUCUAUCUCCAACGAAAAAAAAUUAAUUGAUGUCAGAAAUCAAAAUGAUUCUUCUGAGAAACCACCGCUGUGUAGCUGCUUUGGUUUUAAUUGCUUCCGUUCAAGUCGGGUGUCUUGUGGCCGAGAUGAUAUGGUCACUGAAGAUAGCAGUGCAAAACCCAUUGUGGCAAAUGGAAAGCCUUCCAAUGAUGAUGUGUUCUUUGUUGCUAACCCCCUGCCCCCUAAACCUGAAAUAAGUAUUGAUGUCACGUCUGACUUGGCUAGCCAGGGACAUAAGGGUUCUAUGCAAUCUCUAGUACAGGAACCUGUCUUGAAUUCUCGUCGUUCGUCUGUGACGACGAUACGUGGCUUGUCGCGGGCGGGAACCCCGGCCCAGGAGUUUGAUGGCACUCGCAGUGCCAGUAACCUAGGGAUGGCGUCUAUGUCAGAUUUCGGGAGCUCCAUUAUCCGCAUCAACACGCUGCUGAGUCCGGAGGAGCGGAAGAAAGCGACCGUCAGUAUUUACCUCCUAAAUCUCCAGUCUCCAAUGUUGAUGUUAAUCCGUAGUGCCUGGAAUAAUUACCUCAUCAAACAUACCCUCAACAUUGAUAUGGAUUAUGAGAAGAACUUCAGAUCAAGUGCAGUGAGAAGUGGACCAAUUCAAAGAAUCCCCAAGUACAGAGAAAAGAUGGAGCUCUUAUUCAAUGCCUUGAAGCGAGAUCUCCUCAACCCUGAGAACUCGAUGGAGGACAUAUUCUCUCUUCUUACCGAGCUUAAAACUGCCACCGAGAAAAACUUCACGCUCAAGAAACUGUUCUGGAAAAAUGCAGACAUGUUUUUAUUCCUGGUGAGACAAACUCAACACUACCUGCCAAAGUCACCUGUCAAUGUAAACACUGAGCACGGGCGAGUCCAGAGGGCCGAUGAACUCGAACUAGUCAUACUACUGACAGAAAUUCUGAGUCUGAUGUUCAGGGAGUCUGAAAUCAUUCCUGCCAGGAUCCAAACUUUGAAAGCAGACAGGGGCAAGGCCAUCUUUGAUCUGAUCCGUCUUCUUAUCUGUUCACCGGAAAUUCCAGAGAAAAUGGCCGCUCCUUCAAAGAGUACCCAGAAUCUACAGGCCACGGACGAAGAGAUAAAGAAGCAGAUAGAUGAGUUCCGAAAGUCGGCCCUGCUGACGCUGUUCGAGAUCUUUCUGAUGGCAAGACAGGCAAACUGGGGGAACAGAGAGGCCAGCUUCUUCAACAUCAGCUGGGUCAUAAAGACCAUGGAGGAAAUGAGGAUGACGGAAGGGUUCGUGGAGAAUGUGAUUGACCAGAUGAUGAAGUUUAUCGGGCCGACUCGUAAAGACGCUCUGAUGCCUCAGGAGGCGGUGACUCUCUAUGUACAGUUCUCCGUCCUACAGACUUUUCUACACUACAGCCCCAAGAUCUCCGCCUUCAUCCGCAGCCACUAUCUGGAGGAGUUUAAGUACUUUGUGCAGGUGCCUGUGGUGAUGAAGAAGCUGCCCCAGUCCUACCCCAUCUGUAUGAUCACUGUGACCCUCAUCGAGUCGGUCACCAACAAGGUCCUUGACUCGGGGACCUCCAUCUUCCCCAAAUCCCCAAGCAAGAAGAAGGGCGUAACCACGAUGUCUGACAUAGACACACUGUCCUUGGCAGGCAGGAGACUAUCCUCGGUGUCCAAUGCGUGGUGAUGUCACCGGAAGAGUGUCCAAUGUGGAGUGACGUCACCGGAAUAGUGUCCAAUGUUGGAUGACGUCAUAGAUAGUGUUCAAUGUAAGAUGACGUCAUCUACGGAAUGGUUUCCAAUGUGGAAUGACGCCACCAGAAUAGUCUUGCUGGAUUUAAAGCCAGCACUCAGUACGCUUCAUGAUAUAAUUUACUUUAACACUAGUAAUAUCUGUGUGUGUUUUUACAAGUCACGUUGGACAGUGCUUCGCAAACUGGAAACCCAUAAGUACUUUAUUUUACAUUGUACUAUAAAUGAAGAAGAGUUUUACAUUUAUAUGCUUCCUGUACAUGUGUUGAACUCAUAUUUGACUACUGUUCAAAAUGAAUUGAAUCCUUUUUAUAGAUGUAACAAUUUAUCAUUAUUCCCUUGCAUUGCAUGGUAUGUUUUAUCAAAGUCAUGUGUUACAAUGUUGGUUCUAACACAAGCAUGAUAAAUUGUGCACGUGUCAUUUCUUGGACGAAGAAACGAUGUUUCAGAGAAAUUUUAUUUUGUGAUAAAAAAUCAUCAAGCAUCUUGUAUAUCCAUUUGUUAUUCAUUAUAUAAUGGCAGUAAGUCUGUUUACUUACAAACUUUAGCGUUAGAAAUAUUCCCUUGUACAUGUAUGUGAAAAAAAUACAAGGAGUUACAAACGGUACAUUUGGAAUGCAUAGCAGAUCACAUGUAAUAAGUCUUAACACUUAUAUAUCUAUCUGUCUGUCUGUCUAUCUAUCUAUCUAUCUAUCUAUCUAUCUAUCUAUCUAUCUAUCUAUCUAUCUAUCUAUCUAUCUAUCUAUCUAUCUAUCUAUCUAUCUAUCUAUCUAUCCAUCCAUCUGUCCGUCCGUCCGUCCGUCCGUCCGUCUGUCUGUGAAGCAUACUUUAUAAUGUAUUAUGAAGUAGUACAUGUAUUUAUAAUGUAUUCAAUAUUUCGUUUUGAAAAUUAUUUUUUAUAUCAUUUUAGUUUAAUUAUUCUUUAUUUGAUUUCCUAAAUAUUGAAGGCACGAAAACCAUUUUUGAAUGAUAAUCCACAAAGAAUUCUAAACUUAAGUUUAAAACUAAAUUGAGUUGUGUUUUAAUGAUGAUAUGGCAUGAGAUUAUUGUAAUCUGAAACCACCAACAGUUGUUUCCAGGCAUUGGGCCACUCUUUUCAAUACAUUGGUUGGACUUCGAAAUAUAUAUGCCCCUUAUUCAUUUAGUAUUAAGUAAAAGUUUUCUGUGUUGUAAUUGGAUGACCACUUAAAAAUGAGGAUAAAACUGAUUGUUUAUCGUUUUGAGAUUGUUGUUUGUAAAUAAAUUAUGAUUUCAAUAAC
Magallana angulata is the source of this 3998-nucleotide messenger RNA. RefSeq lists its product as uncharacterized. NCBI's taxonomy places the organism in Eukaryota, Metazoa, Mollusca, Bivalvia, Ostreida, Ostreidae. The record is from RefSeq and is a predicted model, not a curated record. Bases 137 to 2674 code for a protein of 845 amino acids. The transcript has 13 exons.